GAGGGCGGCUUCCCGGGAAGUGGGCCGCCGCCGCAGCCGCCGGGACUCGGAAGUGCCGAGAGGGUUGUUGGGGACUCGUGGCGCGCGUGAACGCCGCCGCUGCCCGGGACAGCCCGGAGAUAUCUUCCUAUCAUCAAUAAUACUUAGCUGUGAGAUACUCUGGUCUUCCAGCUUGGAGUUGCCGUUCUGUGUUCGUAGUUUUCCUCUUCUUUAAUCCUCCUGCCUCCUGGACUAAUUUCAAGCCAGAAACUCUCAGUGUGUCUGCCAAGACCCUUUGUCACGAGGAGCAAUGCUGCCCCGAUGGGAACUGUCUUUUUACCUAUUUGCUUCACUAGGCUUCCACUUAUAUUCUUUCUAUGAAGUUUACAAAGUCUCAAGAGAACAUGAAGAGGAACUGGACCGACAGUUUGACCUGGAGGCCGGCACUUUAUUUGGAGGAUUUAAGAAGGACCCAAAUGACUUUGAGUGGAGCUUCUGGAUGGAAUGGGGAAGACAGCAGCUGGUGCGGUUUCUGCUGGGCCACAUGGCUGUGUCUCAGGUGGCCGGCGUGCUUGCAAGGAAGCACAGACCCUGGAUCCUGGGGGCUUACGGAAUGUGGGCCUCCUGGUGUGUUCUGGGGGCCCAAGGCACGGCCAUAAUUUUUCUCCACACCCUCAUCUCCUUCUGCGUGGCCCAGUUCCAGUCGCAGCUCCUGUCAUGGCUCUGUUCUCUCUUCCUGCUCACCACUCUGAGGCUGCAAGAUGUGGAGGAAGUUAAGAGAGGGUGGUACCAGACGGAGAACGAGUACUACUUGCUGCAGUUCACGCUGACCGUGCGUUGCCUGUACUACACCAGCUUCAGCCUCGAGUUCUGCUGGCAGGAGACUGAGAACAGCUUCUACUCCUUCCCCUGGCUGGUGGCCUACGUCUUCUAUUACCCCGUCUUCCACAACGGGCCCAUCCUCAGCUUCCCAGAGUUCAUCACCCAGAUGCAGCAGCAAGAGUACUGCUCGCUGAAGUCCAGCCUUUCGGCCUUUGCCCUGGGGCUGGGUCGCCUCCUCUGCUAUUGGUGGCUGGCAGAGCUGAUGGUUCACCUCAUGUACAUGCACGCCAUCUACAGCAGCGCCCCUCUCCUGAGGGCUGUCUCUUGUUGGACCUUAGGAGGACUGGCAUUGGCUCAAGUGAUCUUCUUCUAUCUGAAGUACUUGGUUCUCUUUGGUGUCCCAGCUCUGCUCAUGCGCCUGGAUGGACUCACACCACCACCCCUCCCUCGCUGUGUGAGCACCAUGUUCAGUUUCACGGGGAUGUGGAGGUAUUUUGACGUUGGACUGCAUGAUUUCUUAAUCAGAUGCCCUUUCUCACAAACCUCAGCCUGUGCCUGGCUGAGAGAGUGGAUUAUCUGGGAAACAGACUCUGAGAUGAGUUCUGAAUGCAGGUAUGUGUACAUUCCAGUAGGCGGGUCCCAGCAUGGCCUGCUGAGGACACUGUUUGCCACUGCAGUGACGUUUGCAUUUGUGAGCUUCUGGCAUGGUGGCCAUGACUACCUCUGGUACUGGGCAGCGCUCAACUGGCUGGGAGUCGUCGCGGAGAACACAGUCCAGAGGCUUGUGCAGACCCCGUGCAUCCAGGACAGCUUGAUUCACUUCCUCUCCCCACAAGCCCGCCGUCGAUUCCACGCCGCCUUUGCGUCUUGUUCCACCUCCAUGCUGAUCCUGUCCAACCUGGUGUUUCUUGGGGGCAGUCAAGUUGGGAAAAUCUACUGGAACAGGAUCUUCAUACAAGGCUGGCCGUACGUGACACUGUCUGUCCUGGGAUUCCUGUACUGCUACUCCCAUGUGGGCAUUGCCUGGUCCCAGACAUACUUGGUGGACUAAAGCUGCCUGGCCCACGCCAGCCCUUACCGCUGGCCUCCGAGCAAAUGGUGCUUCACCCUGACCUCGCACACCAAGAUAACCUCCGAGGGACCAGUGCUUGAUCUGUUCAUCUUUUGUUGAAGUUACCUCACUCCAAGACCGGAAGCUGGAGCUCUCAUAGAAAAUUGACAACCAGAGAGGCUUCUAACUUGGGGGAUCUGGAGCUCAUCUCCCCCAUCAUUUUCCUGCGGAGUAAGCAGGGGUCCAGAGCAGGAGAAUCUUGCUCAGCUGCACAUGGUGACGUUGCAGUCUAGAACCCAGGCCCAGUGGCCCUUUGGGUUCUUUCUACUUUACUAAGAAUUACAUGCAAUAGAUGUUUCUCGAUUAGAGCACAGAAAUCCUGAUAGUGAUAAGGCCUGUUCUCCAUUGAGCAUCCUUCUGAAACAUUUUGGUAACAUGUAAAUGACCUCUUCCCCAUGUCCUGCAGUAUGGUCGCUAGAACCAGCACUGGGGUCUGAGUUUCACACUUCAGCUCCCCAGCAUGGCGGGGACAAUGUCAUGUUUCUAGUUACCCAGUCAAAGAACAUACAACAUGUCCUGUGGUUUCCAAGGGGUCAGUACAGAAGACCAGUUAUUUAAACACUACCCAGGUGAUUGACAUUUGGAUGCUUUGUGCCCUAGAUUUACUGAGAAGUAUAAAUAUGGCAGUUCCUCUAGCAGACAGUUAAUCUUCAUUUCCCAAUAUAGAAGCAGAAUUAAGAAACCAGGAGAUAGUGUGUCCACAGACAGGUGCUAUCUGGUAAGUGACAAAGGGUAAGCAUGGUAUCCUGUGGUCUUUUCUCCUCUCCAUGCAAGUAAGCUCCAGCAGUCAUCUUCCUACUCAGUGGUUUACACUCAGUAGUUCACAUUGUUUUGUUUUGUUUCAAAUAAAAUGGAGCCUUUCCUAUCACAUUGAUAAUUUA
This is a messenger RNA of Acinonyx jubatus (cheetah), 2793 nucleotides long. RefSeq names its product hedgehog acyltransferase (gene HHAT). The coding region runs from base 290 to 1852 and encodes 520 amino acids. Gene Ontology annotation, molecular function: palmitoyltransferase activity. Gene Ontology annotation, cellular component: endoplasmic reticulum. Gene Ontology annotation, biological process: protein palmitoylation. The transcript has 14 exons. The record is from RefSeq and is a predicted model, not a curated record. NCBI's taxonomy places the organism in Eukaryota, Metazoa, Chordata, Mammalia, Carnivora, Felidae.